UGAAAAGAAAGGAUCUGAUAGAGUGAAAAGUUGAGGUAAAAAAGGAAAAGGAUAACAAGAAAACCCCUGAAAAAAAGGAUGAUAAGAAACAAGAGAAGACUGACAAAAAGGACAUCAAAAAUGAACCUGUCACCGAGGACAAAAAGAAGGACAGCCCCAAGACCGAGAAGGACAGCCCCAAGUCCGAGAAGGACAAGAUGUCAAGCGAAGAGAAGGACAAAAACCCAGAGGAUGACAAAAAGAGUGCUGAGGAGAAGGAAGCAGAGCGCAAGGCAAGAGAGGAACGGGAUCGCCGAAAGGUCCUCACUCUUAAGAAAAUACAGGAGCAACGACAGCGUGAAAGGGAGCGUGAUCGGGAGAGGAUGCAGAGGCAGAGGGAGAGACGUGCAGAAUUUGAGGCAGAGAAGGAAAGAAGGAGACUCCUCGAUAUUGAGAGAAGGAAUCAAGAGGAAGCUCGUCGUUUGCAAGAGGAGAGGGAGAGACUCAGGUUUGAGAGAGGUAGGCUAGAGAGAGAGAAAGCAGAGGCCGAGCGACUUGAGAAAGAGCGCAUUCGUCUUGAGAGAGAACGUCGCGAGAGAGAACGGCUUGAGAGGGAGAGCCAGAGAGAAGCAGACCAGCGACGCAUGGAUAAUUUCAGACGACAAGGUCCCAGCAAGCCGAUGAAUGGCUCACGUCAAUUUGCUACUGGACCAGGUGGUGGAAGGUUUGAGGAUCCACAGCGACGUCCAGUCAAGCGUCCUUUUGAACCUCGGCAAGGUGAUGGAAUAGUGGACGACCGCAAGAGACCUGCACCGUCAGACCAGCGCUUUGAAGGAAGAGCUCAGAACUUAGGUGGGGGGUCAGACGGCAACAGGUUUCAUGACUUUAACCGCGACCGUGACCGCGGGGGGCCGGGCAGCGACACGAUUGACCGCCGCGUCGUGGAGAGGUACGAGCGACGGGACGUGAAGCCUUCCGACGGCCGCUUCGAGGCCCGGCGGGGAGAAAGGGAAGGCUAUCGACGCGAGGUUCACCGCCGGUCACCGCCCUCUGGUGACAGAUUUGAAAGAUCCAGAGAUGCAGAUGUAAGGCACCAACGUGACAAAAUAAGUGACCGACCAAGCGACCGACCGAGCGACCGACCGAGUGACCGACCGAGCGACCGACCGAGCGACCGACCGAGCGACAGGGACAAGAAAACGGUCUCCCGACCAGGGCCACACAGAUCCUCUGCUGACAAACGCGUAGGAUCCGUGCCUAGUCGCGACGGUCCACCACCAGGCAAGGUGAGCCGGCGCGAGGACACGGGCCGGUCAAGCAGUGACCGGCGACGGGAGAGUGAGCGCAGUGACCGACCACGCGGACCAUCUGACCGCGGUGACCGCGAGGACUCGCGUAGGGAGUGGAAGUCUGAGCGUGCGCACAUGCAGGGAGAUCGACGUUCUGAGAGGUCUGGUCCUGGGCCCUCACGCUCCAACUUUGAUUCACGUUAUGAAUCGCGCAACCAAACGCAAUUCAGCGAUAACCGCAACAAGAGUUAUGGUGGAGGCCCAGGGGGUGGGGGAGGACCUGUGAUGAGUACUGGUCCUACACAGGGCAGAGACCAGUUCAAUAAUUCCCAAGGACCCAGUUCUCAGGGUGGACGCUGGCCAGAUAGAGGGCCUGCUCCUAUGGCAGUUAAUCCGCCCCAGAUGAUGGGUCCUCCUGCAGGAAACAUAUACAUAAAUCCUCAGGGUGGGCCACCUGGCAUUGUCACACCAAUGGGUGGCUUUAUUAGUAACAUAGCUCCUGUUUUCACUGACACACGUGGGAGAGGUCCUGACAUCUAUGAUGCUUACAAGAAUUUAAAUACUGGUCGCAGGUUCUAGUGUGUUGAGAGCCUGAGGAUUUACAGAAUGGUUGUAUACAUCAUAUUAGAAUCAAGAUUUCGUUGUGCCCGUUAGUUUCCAGAGUUAAUGUAAUAUAGUAUGUUUUUAUCGCGUGUGUGUGUAACGUAGAAUGUUACAUCAGUCGGUCAUGUGGCGAGAUGUAAGGUGGAAUGUGUGAUGAGACGUUGUAUGUGGCUUGCGUCAUGUAGUCUCUAGACAAUAGAUGAUCGAAACGUGACUGACAGGGAACCAGCGUGAGUCUUACUGAAUUACGGGAUGAA
Priapulus caudatus is the source of this 2128-nucleotide messenger RNA. Its product is annotated as SAFB-like transcription modulator. Bases 198 to 1847 code for a protein of 549 amino acids. Gene Ontology annotation, cellular component: nucleus. Gene Ontology annotation, biological process: regulation of transcription by RNA polymerase II; regulation of mRNA processing. The record is from RefSeq and is a predicted model, not a curated record. Gene Ontology annotation, molecular function: sequence-specific DNA binding. The transcript is spliced from 9 exons. NCBI's taxonomy places the organism in Eukaryota, Metazoa, Priapulida, Priapulimorpha, Priapulimorphida, Priapulidae.